This is a messenger RNA of Blastomyces dermatitidis ER-3, 489 nucleotides long. RefSeq lists its product as uncharacterized. The record is from RefSeq and is a predicted model, not a curated record. Lineage: Eukaryota; Fungi; Ascomycota; Eurotiomycetes; Onygenales; Ajellomycetaceae. Bases 1 to 489 code for a protein of 162 amino acids. The transcript has 2 exons.
AUGAGAGAUUUACAUCUCAAGAACAGCGAUUUCCACACCUAUCUUGCAAAUUUCCAAGAUCUUAAGGCAAAGCUGAUAUCUCUGGGGAAAAACUGGGCUGAGUGUACCUAUCAUGAUCUAUUCAUUCUAGGAUUGAGAGAUUGGCAACAGGAAUUCAUUAGAAUGAAGCUGGAUGAAUUCUAUACUACUAAACAGAGCCCUAUUCAGAAUCUGAACCUUGAUGAUUUGAUGAAUCAACUGGCCACGCGAGCCAUCAUCAACAUGCCUGCUACUAUCACUCAUUCUUCCACUAACCUGAACCUCACAAAUGCUGAAUGGAAGAAGUGUAACAAGGAAUGUAUCAAGGCAUUGAAGACAGUAAAGAAUAAGAAGAAUAAGGAUAAAGAUGAUAUUCUCAUGAGCCAGUCAGACCAUGAAUUCUUUGCAGGAGUUUCCCUGAAUGUCUAUGAACUUAUGAAGAAUCAAUCAAGUUAUUCACAAGAUGGAUAA